AUGUCGACCUUUGGUAAGUUCUUGAAAGGAGUUUUGCAGUUUCGAAAAAGUGUUCGCGCUCCUAUGGUUAAGAAGAUACAGGAGGUUACAGCGCAUGGGCAUGCAUCGGCUGUAAUGUACGCUUGUAUGGAUGCACGAAUAAAGCCUUUAAGGUCUUCCUUACACCUCGGUGAAAUUUAUAUCGUUCGUAAUGCAGGGAAUAUGAUACCUAUAGGUGAGACAGUUUUAGGAGGUUGUGGACAUGAAGUUUCUCCUAUUGCUGAACCUGCUGGGCUAGAUUUAACAGUAAAAUUGGGAAAAAUCAAACAUGUAAUUGUCUGUGGACAUUCAGACUGCGCAGUAACUUUAUAUGACAUUUACAAAAACCCAAACAAAUUCAACAUGAAUAGUCCUUUACAUCACUGGCUAGAACAACGAGGUAAUGAAAGUCUUAAAAAGCUCGAACACAGAAUAGGCCAUGGCCCGGAGUAUAACUUCGAUGCCAAAAUUGACGCAGAAGAGAAGCUUACUGUUCAAGACAAGUUGUCCCAAAUUAACACCUUGCAGCAAGUCGAAAACAUAACAUCACAUAAUUUUCUUGCUGAAAUUCUUGAGCAAAAGCAAGUCAACCUACACGCUUUAUGGUUUGAACUAAAGACGGGUGAUCUGCACAUGUUUUCAAAAGCUAACGAACGUUACGUUGUAGUUGGAGAAGAAAAUAUUAAUGAUCUUAUCCACGAGGUUGAAAAAUAG
Enterobius vermicularis (human pinworm) is the source of this 732-nucleotide messenger RNA. The record is from the annotation of a GenBank genome assembly. Lineage: Eukaryota; Metazoa; Nematoda; Chromadorea; Rhabditida; Oxyuridae.